AAAACAUCAAGGGUCCGCUAGUUUUGGCUCAUCAUCAUGGGUGGAGGAAAGUCGAUGCCCUCAUCGAAUCGUCCGAAAUCCUCCUAUCCUCCAAUCAUACACUCCUUGGCGCCGUUCUCGACAUCGAAUAUAUCCGGUCUUCUUGGAGCGGCAUAUAUAACCAGUUUUCUUGGCGCGGUAUAUAUGGAUUUAAAUCGAUAAUCGGUUGUCGCGCUUUGGAACAAGUGUUUUUCAUGAUCAGGAAUAUGGUCAAUGUUUCACUUGUUGAUCGAGGCGAACAAGGUACGUACAAAGUCUCACGUGAUGCUUGGCAUAAUCUGUCAGUCAAGUGGAACACCAUAUCAACCAGAUAGCGACUCCGAGUUGCGCUUUAUGAGGAUUUGAACCGUUCAGAUGCUGACCUUUACAGUCAUGUACCCGAAUGCAUCGCGCCCUCACAAUCACCGAGUUACUCACGCACAUUCUCCGCGAGGUGUACAAUGAUGACCAGGGACUCAAUCUCCGCCGGGGCAUCAAGGACAUGGCCAGGGUCUCUCAAAUUUCCUUUGGAAAAAAUCUUGACAGCCUGCUCCCGCUUCUUCGGCUGCUUCCUCUUGAAAUCAACGAAGAGCAUGGUCGGCUUUCAAAGGUUCUUGGGGACCUGAAGUCGUCAGAGCGCCAAUGUUAUGCCUCAAUAUCCAACCGCGUGCGCACUCUGUCCUUUUCGGAGCCACACGAGCCCAUCCCUCGCAAUUUAAUAAAUGAUAUUGUCGAGCACAAUCUCGUCUUAACUCCUCGCGUAGAUGUCCUCCAGCUUCGCAUAUCGUCCGAGGCUGGCCUUCGUCUUCUCCCAGCGCUCAUCACACCCGAAUUGACCGACAUUUCACUCUCUUUUGACGAAGCUCUAUAUGUUUUCGAUCGCCCGCUAGACCUUGACGAUCUCAUCAAGUCGGUGUACAUGACUAUUUUUCAGCGUGCGCCCAAGCUCGUACACUUCUCUGCAGUCGAUUUGUACGAAGCACUGCCGUUAUUGCCACUCGUCAAGACCCCAGGUCAAGAUCAUAUGGAUGUGGCAUGUCUUCAAAGUCUGACGCAUGCAGCAUUCUACAUAACUGCUGCUUCCUUGCCACAAGUCCUCGAGCUAACAUCACAGCUUCGCAGGCUGGAGGACCUGACCAUUCAGACUUGCGAGAAACCUUUCGAAGAAAUUCCCCACCUCUCUUCCUUCGCGCCAGAGACCUUCAGCUCGCUGAAGAACGUCACGUUUGAUGGGUCUCCCGAUAUCAUCAGCCGCAUAUUCUCCGUAUUCCCAGCCAAUCGUGCCAUCCAAUCUGCGAUUCUACGGAUGCACGGUAUUUACACCAAUGCCGAUAUCGCACUAGUCCUCUUAGGUGUUGUUGCAGCUGUGUCCAAGGAAUCAUUGCAGAAGAUUAUAAUAACUUCCGUAUUCUCAAACAGCGAUCUUGCUCACUGGGAUGCUGAUUCAGGAAUCGACACUCGCCAAUUCAUACUAGACAUACACGCCAUCGAGCCCGCCCUGCAAUUCCGUAAUCUCGAGAUCUUUUCAGCCUGUCUCGGCGUCCCGCUCUAUCUCACAGACGAAGACCACAUGCGCAUCGCACAGACAUGGCGCUCCGUACGAUUACUAUACCUAUCAUCGAUCGUCCAGCGCGUCGUCCAGACGUACAAACCUCCAGCUAGCAUCACGUCCCUGGUGCACUAUGCGCGCUACUGUCGCCACCUAAAAGCGCUCGGGUUGUGUCUCGAUGCAUCUACGAAAGCCAGCGUCGAUGCGUGCAUGCAGGCUGUGAACGCAUACGAGGAAACCAUUCCAGAAGCAAACCACAGCCUCCCAUCUCCCUCGAUCCAGAUGGUCGAGUUUGGUCCUUCGUGGCUGGAGUGCGACUUCGAUCCUGCGCAUAUAAGCUUUGUAGCCAAGGCGUUCGCGAGGCUUUUUUCUAAUCUAGCUGCACCAUGCAACAUCUAUUUCAGACACUAA
Messenger RNA from Suillus bovinus, 1978 nucleotides. RefSeq lists its product as uncharacterized. The record is from RefSeq and is a predicted model, not a curated record. The transcript has 4 exons. Lineage: Eukaryota; Fungi; Basidiomycota; Agaricomycetes; Boletales; Suillaceae. The coding region runs from base 422 to 1978 and encodes 518 amino acids.